Canariomyces notabilis is the source of this 903-nucleotide messenger RNA. Its product is annotated as Phosphoadenosine phosphosulfate reductase thioredoxin. Gene Ontology annotation, molecular function: phosphoadenylyl-sulfate reductase (thioredoxin) activity. The record is from RefSeq and is a predicted model, not a curated record. The coding region runs from base 1 to 903 and encodes 300 amino acids. NCBI's taxonomy places the organism in Eukaryota, Fungi, Ascomycota, Sordariomycetes, Sordariales, Chaetomiaceae. The transcript has a single exon. Gene Ontology annotation, cellular component: cytoplasm.
AUGGCUGACGAUCGAACCGAGACAUCCUCCCAGGUGUCAUCACAAGGUGACCACGGGUCGGUGGAUUCCGGGUUCGUCUCUCCGAGCUCGUCAACCGCCCACCUGCCUGCGGUAUCCCUCACACCGGCACACCUGAACCACCUCAACAAGCAGCUCGAGUCGAUGGACCCAAUGGACAUUCUCCGCUUCUGCAAGGUCUUCUUCCCCGGCCUCUACCAGUCGACGGCGUUCGGCCUGACGGGCCUCGUCACCAUCGACAUGCUCUCCAAGAUUGACGCCGAGUCGAAGAACCCACAACCCAUCGACCUCAUCUUCCUCGACACGUUGUACCACUUCCAAGAGACGUAUGACCUCGUGGAGCGGGUCAAGGAGCGCUACAACGUUCGCGUGCACGUCUUCAAGCCGGCCGACGUCGAGACAACCCAGGAGUUUGAGAACCUCUACGGCGAGAAGCUGUACGAGAACUCGUCAGAGCUGUACGACUGGAUCGCCAAGGUGGAGCCUCUGCAGCGGGCGUAUUCCGAGCUGAAGGUGGCGGCCGUGCUCACGGGGCGGCGCCGGUCGCAGGGCGGGCAGCGGGGAGACAUCCCCGUUAUCGAGCUGGACGAGGAGCGGGGCAUCAUCAAGAUCAACCCGCUGGUCAACUGGUCGUUUGCGCAGGUCAAGGCCUACAUUGACGAGCACAAGGUGCCCUACAAUGCGCUCCUCGACAAGGGGUACAAGUCGGUCGGCGACUGGCACUCGACGGUCCCCGUCGCCGAGGGCGAGGACGAGCGCGCGGGCCGCUGGAAGGGCCAGGACAAGACCGAGUGCGGCAUCCACAACAAGCAGAGCCGCUACGCCAAGUGGCUCGAGCAGACGGCGCGCCAGCAGCGGGGGCAGCAGGAGGUGCCUGCCGCAUGA